This is a messenger RNA of Brassica rapa (field mustard), 9378 nucleotides long. RefSeq names its product UDP-glycosyltransferase 84A4-like. The record is from RefSeq and is a predicted model, not a curated record. Lineage: Eukaryota; Viridiplantae; Streptophyta; Magnoliopsida; Brassicales; Brassicaceae. Gene Ontology annotation, molecular function: quercetin 3-O-glucosyltransferase activity; quercetin 7-O-glucosyltransferase activity.
AUAUUAGUUAUAAACUAAAGAUUGAUCCGCUCAACUGCGCGGAUAUUAGUUCUUACAUUUUUAUAUAUUGAUAUUUAUUUUUUAUAAUUAGUGUUAUAUAUUUUAGAUGUGACGUAAUAUAACUAAUUGUAUUCAAAAGACCUUGACCGAAUCAAAUAAUAUGGUUAUUUUUAGUACAAAUAUCUGAACCUAUUUCAGAUACAUUUUUUAUUUAGGUAUUUUUAGAUUCUUAUACAUCAAAAAUGAAUUCAUCCAGACCCAGAACGACUCAACUCAAAACUCACACAUAAAUUUAUAAUAUUCAAGCGGUGUCUAAUUUCAAAAAAAAAAUAUCCGAAAAGAACAACUCGUACCUAAAUGGAUAGUCAAUGCUCAUGCGUAACUGAUUUUAUAAACUAAUAAAAAUGAGUAUUUCUAUGUGUUUGGCUAAAUUAAGUGAAAUAAAAAAAGUUUUUUAUUUAGUAAAAUAAUUACAUAGAGUGAAAAAUUAAGUGACAAUAAAUGUAAUAUAUUUAUAUAUUUUUUUUUGACAACAAAUAUUUACAGACUCAUGUUGACUUUGUUAACUAAAUCGGUAACUCCCCAUCCAUGUGAACAACGAAAGACGGUUGUUUUCUAAUAUUGUGUGCUAAGCUAUCUGCUCAUAGGUUCUUCGUCCGAGGUACAUGAGCGAUGUCUUAGUUGAGGAAGCUUCUUUUUAAAAGCUUAAUAUCUUCCAGAUAGUUGGGGUUUUAAUUAGGGGUUUGGGAGAGAGGCGAGCUCACUUCUGACUCUUUAGCAAAUUGUUAUAGUUUACUAAAUUGCAGUAUAGAUCCCUUACUGUUUCUUAUUUCAAUUUGGACUCCGUUAUUUUUCUUUUCUAAUCUUCUUAACGUUUGCAAACAACGCUGCGGAAGAAAAGUUUUGCAAAUUUCUUGUAAGUGUUUUUUUAUAUAUAUGAAAAUCCAAAACAUACAUAAUAAUGAUUAUUGAUAUAAAAUAUAAUAAUAAAUUAAUUUGUGUAUAUUUUAAAACUUGAAAUACGUAUAAAUUAUAAACUAGAGAUUGAUGUUGCACGGAUAUUAGUUUUUACAUUUUUAUACAUUGAUAUUUGUUUUUCAUAAUUAGUGUUAUAUAGUUUAGAUGUAUCUUUAUAUAACUAAUUGUAUUCAAAAGACCUGGACCGAAUCUGAUAAUAUGAUUAUUUUUGGUACAAAUAUUCAAACUUAUUUCAGAUACAUUUAUUAUUUAGGUAUUUUUAGGUUCUUAUACAUCAAAAACGAAUUCAUUCAGACCCAGAAGAACUCAUCUCAAAACCCACAUAUAAAUUUAUAAUAUUCAAGCGGUGUCUAAUUUUAAAACAAAAAAUAAUACCCGAAAAGAACAACUCGUACCUAAAUGGAUAGUCAAUGCUCAUGCCUAACUGAUUUUAUAAACUAAUAAAAUGACUAUUUCUAUGUGUUUGGCUAAAUUAAAUGAAAUAAAAAGAGUUUUUUUAUUUAGUAAAAUAAUUAUAUAAAGUGAAAAAUUAAGUGACAAUAAAUGUUAUAUAUUUUUAUUAUUUUGAUUUAAAUUAGUAUUUUAUUCACAAACACAUGUCUUUGAAUUAUGUUUUUGGCUAUAUUCCACCGACUGAAACUAAAAUUAAAAAAAAAAGGUAAAACAAAAUAAACCGAAUGUUUAACCAUAUGCAAAACUCAGUUAUUUAAUAUUUUUAUUUUAUAAUUGUCACAAAAUUAAUUUUGAUUAACUAAUAAAUAAAAAUCUGCAUUAUUACUAUUAUGGUAAUAUAAUUAAUGAAAGUGUUGAAUUGAGUGAAAUAUGGAAAAAUAAUUAAUAUACUUAUAUUAAUGAAAUUACUAAAAUGACAUUAUUUUUCUUUUUUAUAUUGUUUUUAUGUUUUCAAACAAUUUUCAUUUAUAUUGUUAUCCUUGUUUUCAAACCGUAUCAAAAGACAAAAAGACAAAAAUAGCACUAAAUCAAGUUUUUGUUCACAAACUAGCACUCAAGGUCAAAGAUUCAAAAGUCACAAAAAUAGCACUUAAUGUUUUAUCAAAAGAAAUAAAUAAAUGUUUAUACCACUAUGGUAAAGUAGUGUAGACAUUAAGGUUUAGAGUUAAGGAGUGGGGUUUAGGAUUUAGGGUUUAGGGUUUAGAGUUUAGGGUUUAGGGUUUAGGGUUUAGAGUUUAGGUUUUAGGUUUUAGGGUUUAGAGUUGUGAAUUGAGAUUUUGGGGAUAAGAUUUCAAAUUUUGAAAAAUAAAAAAAUUUUAAAUUUUCAAAAGAUAAAAUGCUAUUUUAGUCAUUUUAGUUUUUGAGUGCUAUUUUGUGAUAUAAACUUAGAAAUGUGCUAUUUUGGAGAUUUGUCCGUAUCAAAAUGUAUUUCAAUUUUAAUAAUAUAGAUUUAUGAAUUUUCAUUUUCGUUAGUAUUUUUGAAAAUCUCUGUCGUGGAUGGAAGUACUCUAAUGGAAUAAGUACUUGGGAUCACGCAAUUAAAGAAGUUGAGUUGAACAGAUCAAAUUGUUACAAAUAAAAAAGAACAGAUCAAAUCCGUACAUUUCACGUAUUAAUUAUAAAUUUAUGAAUUUUCAUUUUAGUUAGUAUUUUGGAAAAUCUCUGUCGUGGAUGGAAGUGCUCUAAUGGAAUAAGUACUUGGGAUCACGCAACUAAAGCAGUUGAGUUUGAACAGAUCAAAUUGUUACAAAAAAAAAAAACAGAUCAAAUCCGUACAUUUCACUGAUUAAUAAUUUGAUUUGAAAUGGAUUCGUCGAUAAAAAUCUCUUAAACAUAUAGAUAUUCAGUAAUAACCUACAAAAUAUUCAGAAGACUUCUUAAUAUAUACAAUUGCGUGAUAAUGAAGAUGCUAAACUCGUGGUUUAUUUUUUUAUAAAGUUGGUGAUCAGUUCAAAUCCUUUCUUAUUUCUUUCGACAUUUUUUCUCUCCUAAUUAUUUUGUCGUCUUCUUCUGUAUAUUAUUUACGUCCCAACUUAAAAAAAAAAAGAUAAUCUCCCACGUCUUAAAAACUGUUUAUUUAAUUUUGUUUUUCCAAAACUCCAGGCAGUGAAUUAUCUAACAUCCAUGCCGACCCUAAUCACUAUUAAAAAGGGGGUCACCAAGUUAGAGAGGGUGAAAAAGAUUUAGCAGUCUUGUUGUUGUUAUCAUCAAGAAAAGUGGAGAUGGAAUCGUCGCUGACUCAUGUGAUGCUUGUCUCAUUCCCAUCACAAGGUCACAUAAACCCACUUCUUCGUCUCGGAAAGCUCAUAGCCUCUAAAGGCUUACUAGUCACUUUUGUCACCACGGAGGAGCCACUUGGCAAGAAGAUGCGUCAAGCCAAUGAGAUUCAAGACGGCUUGCUUAAACCCGUCGGUUUAGGUUUCCUCCGGUUUGAGUUCUUUGACGAUGGGUUUACUCUCGACGACUUAGAGAACAAACAGAAAUCUGGUUUACUAUUCACAGAUCUUGAAGUUGCCGGAAAAUGAGAGAUCAAGAAACUCAUCAAGAGGUACGAGGAAAUGAAUCAACCCGUAAGGUGUGUAAUAAACAACGCUUUUGUGCCGUGGGUAUGUGACGUGGCUGCUGAGCUUCAAAUCCCUUCGGCUGUUCUUUGGGUCCAGUCUUGCGCUUGCCUUGCGGCUUAUUAUUAUUACCAGCACCAGUUGGCUAAGUUUCCGACCGAAACAGAACCAAAGAUCAACGUUGAAGUCCCCUUCAUGCCAUUAGUAUUGAAGCAUGACGAGAUCCCAAGCUUUCUUCACCCUUCCUGUCGAUUCUCCAUUUUCACAGACCACAUUUUACAACAAAUCAAACGACUUCCAAACACCUUUUCUGUUCUCAUAGACACUUUUGAAGAGCUAGAAAGAGACAUCAUCGACCACAUGUCUCAGCUAUGCCCUGAAGUCAUCAUUAAUCCCAUCGGACCGCUUUUCAUGAGGGCUAAAACCAUAACCUCUGAUAUCAAGGGAGACAUCUCUGACUCUGUAAAUCAGUGCAUGGAGUGGCUUGACUCGAAAGGACCAUCCUCCAUCGUUUACAUCUCCUUUGGGACUGUAGUCCACGUGAAGCAAGAGCAGAUCGACGAGAUCGCUCACGGCCUUCUAAACUCAGGCUUAUCCUUCUUAUGGGUGGUUCGGCCUCCUAUCGAAGGGAUAUCCCUAGAAACACAUGUCUUGCCUCGAGAGGUCGAAGAUAAAGGAAUGAUCGUUGAAUGGUGUCCACAAGAGAGAGUGUUGCCUCAUCCCGCGGUUGCUUGCUUCCUAAGUCACUGCGGAUGGAACUCAACCGUAGAGGCUCUAUCUUCUGGCGUUCCCAUUGUUUGUCUACCGCAGUGGGGAGAUCAAGUGACAAAUUCUGUGUACUUGGUUGAUGUGUUCAAGACAGGAGUAAGACUUGGCCGCGGAGAGGCUGAUGAGAAGAUUGUUUCAAGGGAGGUUGUGGCGGAGAAGCUGCUUGAAGCGACGGUUGGAGAGAAGGCGGUGGAGCUGAGAGAAAAUGCUCGGAGGUGGAAGAAGGAAGCUGAGGCUACGGUGGGGUAUGGUGGAUCAUCUGAUAAAAACUUUGGAGAGUUUGUUGAUAAGUUGGUUGCCAACAUCUGGUGAGAGAAGAUACCGGGAAACACUUAUCAUACCGUUGGCAUUUGGAAAUAUAUCACAUUGAUUUCAUCAUAAUGGUUGUAAUUGUGUCAUUAUUUUCAUCUUUACAUCACUUUCCCCUAUAAGCUGGUUGCACAAAUGAAGGUUAGAUGGUGUUUCAUCGUGUUCUACAAAUCAAGAACUACGUAUUUUUUCCAUUAAAAAGUGUAAUCUGCUGUUUCAACACUAUGUUUAUUUUUAUAACAAAAGAUCGUUAUAUUACUCAAGUUAAGAUGGUUUAUAUGACCAUAUCGGACUUUAAUAAUCAACAAAACAAAACAAAAACCUAUGAAAGGAUCGAGCAGCUAUGCCUGAAGUUCUUGUAUCUCCUUUAACUCUGUCGAGAAAGUCGGCCAUGUUUGAGGUUUCUUUAUCAUUGGUUUCACGUUUGUACAGUCAGUCCCAAAGUAUUGACAUGUCGAAUGAUACAACAUGAUUUCCAUUGCAUAUGGCAAUUAUUUAAAUUCUUUGUGACAACUAUAUGUCUUGUGAUUAACUACCAUAAAAGAUGAUUUUUUUAAGGAGAAUUUAUCUUUCAAGCAAAGGUUUUGAGCUUAGUGAUACUUGGUAAUGUGUAGACAACAUCAUCUUCAGCCUUGAGUAUAUGUCUGGCAGUAUCUGAUUUAAUAGUAUACAUACUACUCUUAAAAAACUUCAACAAUAAAAGUCAUGAUGUAAAAAUCAGCUUAUGGCCAAACUUCUAAUCAAUCGUAUAUCUAGAUGCCACAAAGUUGUCAAUAAUUUCAACAUCCUAUUGUUUUGAAUCUUCUCUAAUAACAUUACUAACUGCUAUUUUGGGAUGGACUGAAGGGUUUAGAUUUGUCUUCACUCUUGAACUCUUACAUUAAGCUAUUAUUUAAUUAUACCCAUUUGUUUCUUUGGAAAUGGUAAAAAUUAAUAAUCUUUUUAGGAUCUCCAUAUCGUGGAUGAGAUGCUUUGAGAGCAUCAUCUCCAAAAUAAACUCUAUAACUUCAAAUAUAUAGUUUUUUGUUCUCCAAAAAUGAACUUCAAAACUUCAAAUUUGAAGUUUCAUAUUUUUAUUUGCAUUUUGGUUCUUAUAAUUAAUUACACAUUACAUUUAUGAUUCUUAAAUAUUUUCUCAUUUAUCGUUUUAAAUAUUUCAAAUUUGUUUUUAUAAAUUCAAAUUUUACACAUAAAAUUAAAUAAAAUAUGAAAAUAAGAUUUAUAAUAUUUUAAAACUAGAAUUAUACAACAAUAAUAUUACAAAAGAAAUUUAAUAAAAAACGUUUUAAAAAGAUACAUGAAGACAUAGUUAUUACACAAAUUUAAAUAAUACAACAACAUUAAUAGUCUAGUAAAUUUUCUCCGGAACCUCCUAAAUCUCUAAACUAUUGUCCAAAAUUUGUUUGUGUAACCAAAGAUGGAGCAUUAUAGAAAUAAUUUUAUGAAAUAAUGCGGUAUUUUGUUUGUAUUUUAAUAUUUAAUUAUUUAUUUCUAUUCAUAAUUUUAUAUUUUAGUGUAAUAUUUUAUUAAUUAAUAUUACUGUAAUAUUUUAUAUAUGUGCUAGUUAUCUAUAAAAGUUUUAUGGAUUAUAUUAAGUAUGAAAAAUAUAAGGACCAUAGAGUAAAACACAAAUACUUUGAAGUGAAAUUUGAAGUUUUGCUUUUGGAAAAUAACAUCUUGAAACUUCAAAUAUAAAGUUUUAUAAACUCUAAAAUAAAGAGUCAUUUUGGAGAUACUUUAACAUAGUAGCACUAUUUCUAAUCACGAGAUGCACACAGAAAAAAAAAAAAAAAAAGAAUCCGACGUGGGAUCACGUCAAUUAGAGCAGUUGCCUUUGAACAUCAAACCCAUACAUUUCACUCAUAAAUAAAUUGGUUUUAAUUUAUAUAUGAUGACUAACUUGAUUUAAGAUGAAUCUCUUAAAAAUGUUCAUCAAUAACGACAAAAUAUUUAGAAGACUUCUUAACAGACUAUUGGUUAAAUAUGAAGAAGCAGAUCUCGUGGUGAAAUUUUUAUAAAAAAGCUGGUGACCAGUUCAUGACUUUAACAUAUUUAUCUUUUGGUUGUUUUUUUUAUUAUCUGAACUUUUAUAUUAGAAACCUUGAUACAAUUUGGAAUAUAAAACAGACAAAUUAACAUUGAAUCUUCAGAAAUUAAAUCAGUGGAAAACAGUUUCUCCAAAAACAAAAUAAAUAUAAGACCAUUGCCAACACUAAAAACGAUUAAAAAUAUUAAUUAAGAAUAAAUCAACCCAAAAAAAGAAAACAUAAUAAAAGAUGUUUUUUUUUUCAAAAUCAACAUAUAAUUCCAAGUCAACCCUAAAAUCAACCUCUUUUUUGUCAUUACUAUUCAUAAAUCUCCAAAUCCUCCUUAUGUUUUUGAAUUAUUUACAAAAUUGUCAUUAUUUAGUAAUUUCUUAAUUAUUUCGAAAUGGAAAAAACCUAUUACAUCCUAAACAUUUUUUCUUAUUUACAAGAAUGUCAUUAUCAUCAAUUUUCUAACCACCAUGAACCACCAUAUUUUAACUCUUAAAAGUUGAAGAAUUCAAAUUUUAACCAUUUUUUCUCUUUCUAAACCAACAAAUCUUCAUUUUCUUUCAUUUUCUCUUCAUUUUCAUAUAAAAAAUUCCCAUAACUUUCAUUUUUAUAAGCUAUGCUUUCAUAUUUUCUAUUUUAUUCAGUUGUGAGUCAUCAAUGGUAGUUAUUUUUGCUUAUAUUUGGAGUUUGGACGGUGGUAAAAGGUGGAAACGAGCUUUACACCGGAAAAGAUAACUAUUUACAUGGUUUUCGUCAUUUUUCAUAUAUGUGUUGCGAUAGUAGACUGUUUUGUAUGUUACGCAUACGUGUAAACUUACGAAGCGGUCUACUAGUCAAAGCACAUGUUAGUUUUGCAAUUGGCCAAAAAUUAUUAUUUUGUAAAGAAGAUUUCCCUGGAAGUCUACGUUUUUACCUUUGAAAACAAAAAACUAAAAAGUAAGUAGACUUAUUACGUAGAGGUUAAUUUUGCAUAUGAUCGAACUUUUGACUUUUCAAAGUAGACUUCAUCGGCAAAGACAUUCUGGAGACUGCUUGGGAAGUCUACAAAAUGUCAGUUUUACAUCUGACCAAAACUUUGACUUCGUUGAAUGGGUUGGUCUUGUAUUUGACUAAAAUGUUAAAAAAAUUGACUAAAAGAAUAAAAAAGUAUAGACUUCAUAUUCAAUCUACUAAUCUCAGAAAGAACGUAGACUGCAUAUGAAGUCUACUAUUUUAUUGUGGUUAAAUGAAAAACUAACCCAUCGGAUUUGAGAGUAGACUUCCCCUAAAGUCUACACGUGUGUAUACGUUCGUCUCAAUCUAUUUGUAGAAAGUCAAACUUGUUCAAUUGCCAAAACUAACAUGUUCUAAGUAAAUAAAAUAAAAUAUAGACUGUAUAUGAAAUCUGCUUUUGAAAAUCAAAUCAUGGUUGAAUUCUGGUCAACUGCAAAACUAACAUUUUCAAAAUGUAGACUGGAAAGAAAGUCUACACAUAUUAAAUCACAAUUUUUUUUGUAAAUACAUAUAAUAACCCGUGGAUUUUGUAUUUUCAAAAACUAACCCAAAUAGUAGACCUACAUGACAGUCUACAAACGUAAACUGAAGAGAAAUUCUAUUAUUUUGUAGACUGAAUAUGAAGUCUAUGUACAAAAAUCUAUAAAAAAAAGUGAAUUUGUGUAUUAUUCAUAAUGUAUUUUCUAGAUUUUUUUUAGUUUGACAAUGUGUGUUAGUUAAUACCAAUGGUCUUGAACUAUUUUCAAAAGAUAAUAUUUUAUAAUUAUGAAGUCUAUGUCGAAAAUUCUAUUAAAAGUGCAUUUGUGCAUUAUUCAUCAUAUUUUUUUCACAAUUCAAUUGUUUUACAGUUUUUGUUAAUGAAUUUUAAUGGUCUUGAAUGAAUUUUAAAAGUUAAUGUUUAUAAUUAUGGAACUAAAAAAUUUCUUGUUUGAUUAAGUUGUUAACUAUUGAAUGUAGACUUACUUAGAAGUAUGUUUCUGUAUUUUUAUUGUUUAAUGUAUACACUUGAGACAUAUUGUAAAGUUUUGUAAUUUGUUUUACUCUUGAAAAUUCUUUGAAAGAUUGUAUAGAUUUUUUUCUUCUCACAUGUGUGUUAGUUGUUGUUUUAGCUUAUGGUGCUUUUAACUGUUUGGCUGAUUGGAGUAUUUUCUGAAAAACUGAUUGCUAACAAAAAUUAAUAAUAUCAUACAAGUGAAACACAACUAAAAAAUAAAUACAAUGUUUAUAGAUUAUGUAUCAAAAUAAUUAUUUACAAAUGAAUAUUUUGUAAUGAUAAAUUAUUACAAUGAAAUUUAUUUAAAUAAUCUAGAGUGUUUGAUUAUUCGUAAUCUUGAUAUUUCAAAUGAAGUGUUGGAAAACAAAUCUCUGCAAAAUAAGAUAAAAUUAUGAGAAAAAAACAUAAGGUAAAAAUUCAAAUCAUAUUUUAGUAGACUUUUUAUGGUUUAGUAGACUUUAUUUGAAGUCUACUAGCCUUAAUUUUUAAGAAGACUUCAUGCCAGUAUACUUCAUUAGAAGUCUACACUACCGAAAACUUUUCAGAUCUAAAAAUGUACAUUUACAAAAUUUAAAAAUUGUUUUUUCUGCAAAAUAUUUCAAAAUAGUGUUUUAACCUAAAAUAGUAGCAAAGCAAAAACAUAGAGUUUGUAUCUAUAAAUUAAGUUUUAUAUAAACAAAAAUACUGAUCUAAAAUGAAUAUAUGUAAAUCUUACAUUUUUGGGAAGAUGAUUUGAAAAAUUUGGAAGAUAAUAUCUGCAAAAUAAGAUAAAAUUAUGAGAAUUAUA